AAAUGCAUUUCGGGAUGACGAGGGGACUUGAAGCUGGAGGUGGGUGAUGGGAGGAGGAUCCAGCCUCCUGCUGCACACACUCGUAUCUUGGUUCGUGUGCCGAUCGCUGGCAGCUCCCACUGCACGUUCAUGGAGCUCAGAAUCGGGGAGUGAAAACUUGGUGGCAGGAAGGCGUGGAGGGAGUGUGGUCGCCACUGCCGAGCUUGAGGAACACCACCCAUCCGAUGCGAUAGACGGUGUUCUGAGCGAAGACAAUGGCUGGUCAUCUCUUGCUCAUGGCCUCAGAAAGCCAAGAAUCAUUUUCAUCUUGCCGCAAGAUAGUGUCGUGAAUGAAAUAGUCCUAUUUUCUGGCUACGGGAGAAAUGACCGACGGAUCGUAUCCUGCAGGUUAUGGUACUGGCCAGCAGGGAACCACAAUGCCCUGCAGGAAUACCUAUUUUCGUCCUCAAGGAUGAUGAAUGGUGACUUCCAAGGAUGGGAGGAGUUAGAUCGCUUCACAGUAACCAGUACCGGAGUUGUUCCUCUUGCAAACACGUUCUUUGCGCGAUCGCACAGGUAUGUCUUCUCUGGCAUGCCGGAGAUCAGGCUACUCAUCCACAAGAUUGAUCUAAGAGCCAUUGCUCUGCAAGUUGAUCUCGUCGACAACGAUUCUCACAAGUUCAUCCUAAACGAAUUUGUGGUCCUGGGAAACAAGAAGUUGACUUUUUCUGAGCAACUGCAGCGGUCGAACCCAUGGAAGGAGAGGGGCCAGCACCAGUCUUGCAUCGAUAUGCGGAGUUUCUUCCACCUCGUUGAAGAGAGGAACAUGAGUCUGAGAGAAACCCUGCGGUCAAUGACGGAGGGGCGUUGGGUGAGAAGCAGGAGCUCCAAUAGCGUCGGAGAAUAUCGCUGCAAGAUUAGGAGAAAUGAGAACUGUGAACAUCAUCAUCCGCUCUCUUGGGCUUCUGACAUACAAGUUCCUUCCUUCCAACGGGUGCAAACAGGAAGCGAGUGGAAGGAUUUUGCUGUCCCUGAAUCUUUCCUUCAUCUCUGCGGCGGAAACUUGAGGUAUCAAAAUCCAGAAGCGUGCUCGGGCGCAAUCGCGAUGUCCAAGAGCGCGUGCGGAGGUUCUGUACAAGUGCACUUCGUGGAGGCCUGGCAUCGUCAGCAUAUCACAUCGGCCAUGUCGGCAAUCGCUGAUGUCUCUCUGGCCUCGUCUGAGCGAGCGCACGACUUGUUCGUCAUCGACGGUUGUGGGCUUCACUUUAUCCUUGGAGGCGAUGGCCUGCGCGCCGGUUUCGACGGGUACAUUCCAGACUUACUGGAUGCCUUCAAGUCGGCUAAGUCAGCAAGAGACCAGCAUCUUGAAACAAUCUUCAUCAAGAGCCUCAUCGAGCCUUAUACCACCAAACGCCCGGAAAAUGUAAUCAACAACUGGAACAUCGCGUCCAUGAACCAGGCAGCGAUAGAGUGCAUACAGCAUGUUUUGGUGCACGGAGCAGCGUCAUGCCCAGAUGAUACCAGCAUGGAGGACUCCAACAUCCCUGCAGCUGAGGAAAACGAGGGCAUCUUGAUCUUGGACUCCUGGCGCAUGGCCGGCAGGGCUGCAGGCAGCGACAGGUAA
This is a messenger RNA of Guillardia theta CCMP2712, 1603 nucleotides long. RefSeq lists its product as hypothetical. The coding region runs from base 47 to 1603 and encodes 518 amino acids. The record is from RefSeq and is a predicted model, not a curated record. NCBI's taxonomy places the organism in Eukaryota, Cryptophyceae, Pyrenomonadales, Geminigeraceae. The transcript has 12 exons.